Messenger RNA from Schistocerca nitens (vagrant locust), 4635 nucleotides. RefSeq names its product protein phosphatase 1 regulatory subunit 12A (gene Mbs). The record is from RefSeq and is a predicted model, not a curated record. The transcript is spliced from 24 exons. Gene Ontology annotation, biological process: signal transduction. Lineage: Eukaryota; Metazoa; Arthropoda; Insecta; Orthoptera; Acrididae. Gene Ontology annotation, molecular function: protein kinase binding; enzyme inhibitor activity; phosphatase regulator activity. The coding region runs from base 38 to 3133 and encodes 1031 amino acids. Gene Ontology annotation, cellular component: cytoplasm.
GUUGAGUUACACAAACGUAUGGGGAGUGUAGGUAGUCAUGUCUAUUGAGACGAGGUCGAACUCAGCUCUCUUUAAAAGAGCUGAACAAUUGAAACGUUGGGAAGAAUCAGAAACGAACCGUGUGCCUGGAACACCAAACAGGAAGAAAAAGAAGAUACAAUUUUCUGCGGGAUGUGUGUUUUUAGCUGCGUGUGCUGCCGGAGACAAGGAAGAGGUUCUCCGUUUGCUACAGAAAGGGGCAGACAUAGAUACAGCGAACGUAGAUGGGCUGACGGCGCUACAUCAGGCUUGCAUAGAUGACAAUCUCGAUAUGGUGGAGUUCCUAGUAGAGCAUGGUGCCGAUGUUAACAGAGGUGACAAUGAAGGUUGGACUCCACUCCACGCCACAGCCUCAUGUGGCUUCAUCAGCAUAGCUAAGUACCUGAUAGAACACGGUGGGAAUGUUGCAGCUGUCAACAAUGAUGCUGAACUUCCAGUUGACAUUGCUGAAUCAGAUGAAAUGGAGGAAAUGCUUCAACAGAAUAUUGAAGCUAAAGGUAUUGAUUGUGAUGAAGCCCGUAAUGAGGAAGAACGAAUGAUGUUGGAAGAUGCUAAAGCUUGGCUCAAUAGUGGUUUCCUUGAUGAUGAACCACAUCCAAAAACUGGUGCAAGAGCAUUGCAUGUUGCUGCUGCUAAGGGUUACAUCAAAGUUAUGAGAGUACUACUCCAAGGAGGUGCAGAUGUAAAUGUGCAAGACUUUGAUGGCUGGACACCCCUCCAUGCUGCAGCACAUUGGGGCCAAAAAGAAGCAUGUGAAAUGCUGGUGGAAAAUUUCUGUGAUAUGGAAAUGAAGAACUAUGUGGGUCAAACAGCCUUUGAUAUUGCUGACCCUGACAUGAUCCCAGUUCUUGAGGAACUGCAGAAGAGACAGGCUGCAAUGCAGAGAGAUCAUGCUGCAAACAACGCAAUUUUGCAGAAGAAGGGGACCAACGAUUCCAAGAGAAGGUCAUCCAUCACCCGAAUGUCAGUAGCUGACAAGUCAAACCUCAUAAAUAAAGAUGCAUCAUCUGAACGUCAGAUUCUGGACCAGUCAAUUUCAGAAGAAGAUAGCACCAACAAAAUGCUGAAAGUAAAAGUGGAAAUUGAACCAGUAUCUGACAAAGAAGAUAAAAGUGAACACUCUGAUGUCAGUGAAGUUGAGGAUCAAGAACAGUCCAGUGACUCCAGUGACUCUUCAGAUGACACUGAAACAUCUAAUGGUAGUGAAACACAAAGUAGUGUUAAUAGUGCAGAGGAGAAGAAAAACAAGGCUAACAGGGAUGAUACUGCCAAAACAACAAGCAUAGAAACCAACAAAUUAGUUCCUAACAGUCCGUCCAUGCCAUCUAACUUGCCACAGGAAAUAGAUGACCCUUCAAGAUGGCGAAGGCCUGGUUCUUUACGAAGCCGGGGAGCAAAUGGUGAGGAGGAUAUUACGAAUAAAACUAUACCUGGUAAUGUUGAGAAGGAAAAUCAGAAGGUUUCCACACCAACAGGUACUGUGAACCGCACCAUUGUGGAUAAGCCAGAAGUCUCUGUUCGGAGAACCCGUAGUUUUGAAGCUGAUGAGAAGUUUUAUCCCAAAUACUUGGAGUUAAAAGCGAGAAUAAAAGCUGGUUCAUGCCCUACGUUACACUCAUCCUCAGAUUCUGCCCUUCCGACACGUUCUGCAUCACUACGAGACAAGUGUGAUUCAAGGGGUAUUAAAAAAGAAGCUGAUGAUGCUGUUUCCCCAGUAUCAGAUAUCUUGAAUGCUGUUACAACAGGAACAACCACAAUAACCACUCACACCUCACCGACGAGGCAAUCUCUUCCUGUAGCCAACAGUCCCUUACCAACUAACCAAGUUAGAAGUUUCAGUCCUCCAAAGGACAGUGCUGCCAGCACUUGUCCUCCAACACCACCUACACCCACAACACCCGGUGGGAGUAAGCUAAGCCCAGGGAACAUCUUUAAAAAUUUUUUCAAAUCCUUUGUCCCACCUGUUCGUGAUGAGGAAUCAGAAACACAAAGGAAAGCACAUGCUAAACGUGUUCGUGAAACACGGCGAUCCACUCAAGGUGUCACUUUAGAAGAAAUAAAGUCUGCAGAACAGCUGGUAAAACGAAAAAACCAGCAGCAGCUUCAACAAGCAACACAGCAAUUGAGUAAUAAUGAACAGCUUCCUGCUGUUACUAACUCACCAUCAAUUACUGCAACAAUAACUACAGCAAGCCCAACAGUGCCUUCAAAGAGUGUGGCAACAGGUGGAAAAGAAGAGGAAGUACACCAAGAGCGACGACCCUCUUGGAGGCUUAGGGUUGAUAACGGUGACAGGAAUAAGUUUCUACUGGAAGAUGCACGUAGCAAAAGUACUCCAAAUGACACGGCUGCUACAACGUAUGUUAGGAGGACAUCGGGAAGUACUCCAGUGCGACCAUCCUCUGCACCAGUUGACCCAUCAUCUGUCGAUACUACUGUAACAAUAGCACUUAGGCGACAAUCGAAGCCACCAGACGACAGAGAUCAAGAUAAGGAGAAUGACAUCAGAAAUGCACAAGCAACCCAAGGUGUGAUACAAAGGCGGCGGCGACCGAAGCGCAGGUCAACUGGUGUUGUGCACGUAGACAUGGAUGAAAUUGAUCCUGAUCGUCAAGAUGCCCUAACUGGAGGGGAGACACUUGACAUUGCGAAAGGUGCAAAUGAUGAGAGUGGAGGAUCUCCACAGUCGUCACGACUUAGUUCACCUGCAGCAGACUCCCCUAUUAAUUCUCGACAUUCGUCCACUCUUUUGCCGCAUGAGGCAAGUGAAAAUGGUGAAAUUGACUACAAAAAGCUCUAUGAAGCCUUACUGUUGGAGAAUGAAAGGAUAAAAGAGAAAUUACAGAAGACUGAGGAGGCUUUGAAUGAAGCCAGAGUGCAGAUUUCAAGCAGUUCUAUACCUCCACCAAAGAAUUCACUAUCGGAGAUGGAGAAACGUGAAAGGAGAGCAAUGGAAAGGAAACUCUCAGAAAUGGAAGAAGAACUGAAACAAUUACAAAAGCUCAAAGCUGAAAACGAAAGAUUGAAAGCAGAAAACCGGGCUUUGACUCGGGUGGUGUCGAAACUCACCAAUUCUGCCAAUGCUACAAAAUAGCUAUUGGAGCAGUUCAGGAGUGAAAAUCAGAAACUGAAAGAUGAGAAUGGUGCCUUGAUUAGGGUGAUCAGUAAGUUAUCAAAGUGAUUGUUCAGUUGAAACAGAAGCUCACAAGCUGUGUUGGAAAUAAAUAAUUUAUUAAAGCUAGUGGAAUAUGCAGCAUUUCUCUGUUAUGUAGGAUGUAUUUAUUUCAGGAAAACUAUACAUUCAGUGAUUUAAGGGAUUCUUUGUAGUUAUUUAGGAACUAGAUUUGUUUUCCUCACCUCAUCUGUAAUUCAUUUCUUAAUUUAUUAUUCAUUUUGCAGUAUUAUAACUAAAGUAUUUUGCACUGAAUUACUCAGAUAUAAAGUUAAUGCUUUGCUUUGAAAUAGAGAAGAAACUUUAUCAAAGUUUUGUGAAGCUGAAAGUGGAGGAUUGAGCUCAAUUUCGUAAUUUUUAUAAAAUUUUUGAGCUCACUCUCCGGCCAUGUGUAUGAUUGUGUGGAAGUUUAUCAACAAGAAGGAACAUAAACAUAAAAAUAGUUUAAAUGUUCAAAAUGCAGAUGGAACUGUAUUGUAAACAUUGUAUGUGUAAUUGCUGUCUUAAAAAAGUUAUGUUUUAAAAUAUACUUCAGUUUGUUCACACAUUUUAAUUAGCUUUUACAAAAAUGGCUUAAUGAGAGAGUCCUCCAAAAUUUAUGUUGUAUAUACGUGCAUCGUUAUGAAAACCUGUUGGGUGUUUUAUAUGCAUAUAAAGUUGCCAACUGCUGUAUUGUUUUAAGUUUGAAACAUCUUUUUUUUUCUAGUCCUCGUUAUAUCAGUGAAUGUCAAGUGUAAAUUAAUUUUGUAAUGUAAAUUGUUUUACAAUUUCCCUAUUUAAAGCAUAUCAUGUGUAGGUCAUUAAAACAUGUUAAGAUGUAUCAUUUUCUAUUGAUGUUUACUAAUAUUGUUGUGAUGUUGUUGCAUCCAUGAUAUUUAAUUACCAAGUCUUCAGAAGAAAACUUGUAAUUCAGGCUUUGUCUGCUGUUUGCUAAGUUGAAUUUUAUAGUUCAUUUUAUUCAUGGAUUGUAUAUUUGUAUUAAAAUUUAGUAAAUAAUUUUAUUGGUAUGUUAUGCAUGAAUGUUUCAGUUACCUUGGUGCUAAAUCCAUUACACGUUUUUACAUAGUUCUGUUAUUACCACAGAACGAUGAGCUAUCAGCAAAUUGCUGUGAAAAUGUUUUAGAUAUCUGUGUUGAGUGUAUAUUCGUCUGGUAACAACAGAUAGUUAAGUAGACAAUGAAGUCUCCUAUUUUCAUCUGGUCUGUUGAAUUAGUCUGAUGGAGGUCUCAGCACGUGACAAAUGGGUGAAACAACCUUUUCAUAUUCUGUUGAAUCUGUUCUCAGAAUAAUUUUAUGCGCUGCAAAAUUUCUGCCAUUGUCUGUGUAAAAGUGCCUUGUUUGCUUGUAAUAUUUGAAAUGAAAUGUACAUUUUUAUAGUAAAACAUCACUAGAACUUCUAAAUAAAACACUUCUCUAUGUUUACA